Molecule: messenger RNA, 507 nt
Organism: Protopolystoma xenopodis
Lineage: Eukaryota; Metazoa; Platyhelminthes; Monogenea; Polystomatidea; Polystomatidae
Source: the annotation of a GenBank genome assembly
UCUGGAUCCGAGUCUGGUCUCCGUUCUCAUGCGUCGUUCACAUUGAAACAGGGGCUGCAGCUCGACAGCAUCAGAGCGAUGCCCACCACUAUUGGUAUCAGCCUAGGCGAGUAUAGCUGCUCCUCCGAGCGUGGCUCCAGUAAGCCUACCAAUGCCGAUCUGACGCUAGCAACUGAAGCAAUGACACCUGUGCCCACCAACGUCGUAGCUGACUUUGGCCGAAAUGGUGAUGCAGUGAAUAGCCUUGGUAAGAAGACGCAUCAAUUCUGGCUGCAUUCGAGCCACGAAGAUCAGACGUCUCUGGAACUCCUUGCGACCGAGCAGGCGAGGGCGCAAGGCGGCAGUAUGCCAGCUUCUGACUUCCAGACUCAUAAUUCCGGACUGCUCAAUGCAGAUGCCGAACUUUGGACAAGCUAUUUGCAGCUUCUCAAGAAGGCUGGAGUCGAUCUGACUAAAAGCUGCUUAGCCAGUACGCCAUACUCAGGAGCCUGUGGUAUGACAGAGUAA